Messenger RNA from Dimorphilus gyrociliatus, 557 nucleotides. NCBI's taxonomy places the organism in Eukaryota, Metazoa, Annelida, Polychaeta, Dinophilidae. The record is from the annotation of a GenBank genome assembly.
CUUACGAGCUUCGUAAACCGGAAGUAGUACCAACUAUUAGAAUAUCGCACAAAUUUUGUAGAAAAUUUGUUAAUCCACGUAGCCCGUAAGUAUUUUUUUAUAAAAUAAGAUUUAUUUAAUAUAAAUAUUGUUAUUUUCUUGUAAUAAAAAUGACCAAUCCAUUAAUAUACAAUGUAAAUUACAUGACUCAGGAUCACAUUCAAAAUAUAAAAUUCUUCCGAUAAAGUUUCUCUCUACAAUUGAACUAUCUAAAUUUCCAUUGGGGUAUUAAGAUGUCUGGUUGCCUGGAUAACUUUGAAUGCCCACAGUUUGAUUGUUAUAAUCCAGAGAAAAGGAAUGCUAUUGCCUCCUGUGCAGCUGGUGCAUUGUUUUUCAUCGGUUGGUGGAUUAUCAUCGACGCAGCGGCAGCAUAUCCAGAUAACGCUGACCUGCCAAAAGCAGCUCACACGUGCGGUGUUGUGGGAACGAUAGCAUUAUUUUUAAUAAACUCAGUUUCGAAUGGUCAAGUCCGAGGAGAUGCUUAUACUAAUGGAUGUUUAGGACAAACUGGUAAAUGA